CUAAGCUCAACAGUGCACAUAAUUUAUUACCCUUCACCAUACAGAAAAGAGAGGAAGCAGAGAAAACGAUUCCCUACGGUCUACGGUGUGGGGGUGACUCCGUCUCAGCGGGCGGCAGCUCUUCGGCGUCAUUGCACCUUCGCCUAGUUUUGUAAUUCCUCCUCGCAGCAGCUUGGCCGCGCUCCGUAAAUCGGAAGCAGGGGAGCUGUUUGAUUCCGGCGACUACCAAACCAUGACGUCAAUCACUUCCGUCGAAUUGAACUACCUCGUCUUCCGGUACCUUCAAGAGUCAGGUUUCACACAUUCAGCAUUUGCUUUAGGUUAUGAGGCGGGUAUUAACAAAUGCACCAUAGACGGAAACAUGGUUCCUCCAGCUUCUCUUAUAACAUUUGUGCAAAAGGGACUGCAGUACUUGGAGAUGGAAGCAAAUUUGAGUAAUAGUGAUGCUGACGUUGAAGAAGAUUUCUCAUUUCUGCAACCUUUGGAUCUAAUCACAAAAGAUGUCCGUGAGUUGCGGCAAAUGAUCAAAGAGAGGAAAAAAGGUCUGCAGAAGGAGAGAGAUAAGAGAGAAAAAGAGAAGGAGAAGGAGAAGGAGAAAGAGAGAGAAAAGGAUAAGGAGACUGAGAAGGAGCAUGAAAGAGAACGCGCACGUAUAAGAGAGAAGGACCGAAAGGAACGGGAAAAAGAGGUAGAAAAGGAUAGAGAGCGGAAUGAAAAAGUGAGAGAUCGAGAAAAACAACUUGAAGAUAGUGCUGAAAGAGGGGCCAUUCCUGACCAAGAGGAGAAGACUGUUGUCAAACAAGAAGAAAAUGGAAUUUCCGGAGGUGCUGAACCAAUGGAGAUGGCUGUUCCAUCAACAUCUCAGACAUGUGAAAUUAGUAGUUCCGAUGUGAUGAUAUUGGAAGGUCAUGCUUCGGAGGUUUGUGCCUGUGCAUGGAGUCCUACUGGAUCACUUCUCGCAUCAGGAUCUGGAGAUUCAACUGCACGUAUAUGGACUGUUGCGGAAGGGACUGCUAGAACUAGUAUGCAGAAUGGUCCGGCAAAUGUACUGGUCUUGAAGCAUGUAAAGGGGAGAACAAACGAGAAGAGUAAAGAUGUGACAACACUGGAUUGGAAUGGUGAGGGAACAUUACUUGCUACAGGUUCAUAUGAUGGGCAAGCCAGAAUAUGGAGUACGGCCGGCGAGCUGAAAAGUACUCUAUCCAAACAUAAAGGACCUAUUUUCUCUCUAAAGUGGAACAAGAAGGGAGAUUUCCUUCUAACUGGAAGCUGUGACAAAACGGCGAUAGUGUGGGAUGUGAAAGCUGAGGAAUGGCGGCAACAAUUUGAGUUCCACACAGGUCCUAUACUUGAUGUUGAUUGGCGCAACAAUGUUUCAUUUGCAACAAGCUCCACGGACAAUAUGAUAUAUGUAUGCAAAGUUGGAGAGACACGCCCAAUAAAGACAUUUGCUGGCCAUCAGGGUGAGGUUAAUUGUGUUAAGUGGGAUCCAGCAGGUCAGCUAUUGGCAUCUUGCUCUGACGACAUCAGUGCUAAGGUUGUUUGCACUGUUUUCUUCAACAUGCUGCAGGUAUGGAGCAUGAAACAAGAGAAGUAUGUUUAUGAUCUAAGGGAACACACCAAGGAAAUAUAUACACUUCGAUGGAGUCCUACUGGACCUGGUACCAAUAAUCCUAACCAACAAUUGGUGCUGGCAAGUGCAUCAUUCGACUCAACAGUGAAGUUGUGGGAUGUGGAGGUUGGGAAACUUAUCUCCACUUUGUGCGGACACAGGGAUCCUGUCUAUUCCGUUGCGUUCAGCCCCAACGGAGAGUAUCUGGCGAGCGGCUCUCUUGACAGAUGCAUAAACGUCUGGUCGUUGAAGGACGGAAACAUAGUGAAGAAGUACACCGGCAACGGUGGAAUAUUUGAAGUAUGUUGGAACAAAGAAGGCGAUAAAAUCGCGGCUUGUUCCGCAAACAACACUGUUUGUGUCUUGGAUUUCAGAAUGUGAAAAACUGGAAGGCUCCGUCGCAACAAUGUGACAAUCCUUCCUGGGAUUGUGCUGAUGAGGGAAAUAGAUUUUUUACGCUUUGCUUGUAGCUGUAGUUGGCAAGGCAGCAGCUAACUGUGAUAAGUUUUGUAAGUAAAUUAAGAAGUCCUCUUUCAAUUGACUUGUGAGUAGGGAACAUCCGUUCAAGACUAGUUUGCAUAGAAUAGCUAUUUAUGUACAAAGUUAACUGGCGUCGAUUUGUACACUAUAGAAAAUGCUUGCCUCCAUCUUACAGUUCUGUCCUGCACUUGAAAUUAAGGAUUGUGAAAUCGUAAAUUUUACCGGAAAAGUCUGGAAUAUUUUGUCCCGAAAUUGUAACUU
Molecule: messenger RNA, 2353 nt
Organism: Linum tenue
Lineage: Eukaryota; Viridiplantae; Streptophyta; Magnoliopsida; Malpighiales; Linaceae
Source: the annotation of a GenBank genome assembly